Galleria mellonella (greater wax moth) is the source of this 3069-nucleotide messenger RNA. RefSeq lists its product as uncharacterized. Bases 1 to 3069 code for a protein of 1022 amino acids. Gene Ontology annotation, biological process: DNA integration. Gene Ontology annotation, molecular function: nucleic acid binding. The record is from RefSeq and is a predicted model, not a curated record. NCBI's taxonomy places the organism in Eukaryota, Metazoa, Arthropoda, Insecta, Lepidoptera, Pyralidae. The transcript has 3 exons.
AUGCUCGAAGAGAAUCUUCGAGAUCAGUUCGUGUCCGGUCUGAGCAGUGAUGACAUGCGAUCGCGUUUAUUUGCCGAAAAAGACAUAACAUACAAAAAGGCGGUGGAACUAGCUCUGGCAUUGGAGGCUGCUGAUAAACAUGCCGAGGCGAGCGCUACUCAUGGCGGUGCGGGCGGCCGGGACAGCGGCGCGGGCAGCAGCGCGGGCGCAGGCGGCGUGUGGGCGCACGGCGGAGGCGGCGGCGGCGCCGACAGGCCGACCGACGGCCUGCACGCGGUGCGCAGCGCACGGCCCGCGGGGAGCACGGCGGCGGCGAGCGCCACUUGUUGGCGGUGCGGUAAACCGCAUCGAGCAGAUAAGUGCCGUUUUAAAAAUUAUUCAUGUGAUAAGUGUCAGCGUAAAGGUCAUUUGAAAGUGAUGUGUAAGACGUCAGAGAAUAAAAGACACAAUUUCAUCGAGGAUGAAUCAGACAGUGAUUUAUAUAAUAUACGGGUGAUGUCUUCCGGAGACAAUCCUUAUUUUGUGGACUUAACAGACACGGAAUCGGUGUACAUGCGGGCGCGACCGGUACCGCUCGCGUUACGCGCGGCGGUUGAGCGUGAGCUGAACCGACUGCAAAAGGAGGGUUCUAUAUAUUCCGUCGAACAUUCCGAUUAUGGAACACCUAUUGUACCAGUAAUUAAACAAUCAGGUGAAAUUCGUAUUUGUGGAGAUUACAAAACAACUAUAAAUCCUAAAUUAAAAAGAGAUCAUUAUCCCCUGCCUCGGAUAGAAGAAUUAUUUGCUGCCUUAAGCGAAGGAGAAGAAUAUUCGAAAAUAGAUCUCACCACUGCCUACAUGCAGGUCCCGCUGGAAGAGGACUCCCAAGCGGUGACUGCCAUAUCCACGCAUCUAGGUACAUUUGUAUUUCGACGUACACCUUAUGGUUUAAGUUGUGUACCUGAAAAAUUCCAAAAAAUCAUGGAGGAGACCCUACGCGGUCUUCCGAAUACAGUAGUGUUUUUAGACGACAUCUGUGUCACAGGACCUGACAGGUACAGUCAUAUACAAAAUCUGCGUGCUGUAAUCAAAAGGUUAGCUGAAAUGGGCCUCACUAUUAAAAUUAAUAAAUGUUCUUUUUUACAAACUAGUGUAUCGUACUUAGGUUUUGUAAUAGACAAAAAAGGGUUACAUCCAGAUUUAUUAAAAGUGGAAGCCAUAUUGAAAGCACCACAACCAGAUUACAUCAAUCCGAAUAGUAGUAGCUAUGGACUAGGGGCAGUUUUAGCGCAUAGGUAUCCAGACGGUACCGAGCGACCGAUCAGCUGUGCUUCGCGAACACUUACGAACGCCGAAAAGAAUUAUAGUCAAUUAGAUAAGGAGGCAUUGGCUAUUUUGUACGGUGUGCAAAAGCACCAUCAAUUUUUAUACGGCCGAUCAUUUGUAUUAAAAACGGACCAUAAGCCAUUGACAUACAUUUUUGGUUCAAAAGGAGGUAUACCACAGACGGCGGCGAGCAGGCUGCAACGAUGGUCAAUUAAACUAGCAGCUUAUGAUUUUGAAGUGGAAUAUGUGAGCUCUAGGAAUAAUAGUAACGCAGACGCCUUAUCUAGGUUACCACUGCAAGGGGAAUUAGGUCUAAAGGUGUCAAAUAAAACCAAUACAAUAGGCAAAAAUAAUGAAUCACAUUAUUUAAAUUUAAUAAAUGAAACUUUGCCAGUUAAUUAUAAAGAUAUCGCUGUCGCAACUAAAUACGAUUCAUUGCUGUCAAAAAUAUAUGGUUACAUUAUGUAUGGUUGGCCGAAUGUAACUUUUACGGAAUUUGAGAAACCUUUUUACAAUAGACGGACGGAACUAUAUGUGGAACAUGGGUGUAUAUUAUAUAAAUAUCGUGUCGUAAUUCCGAGUAAAUUACAACAACAAAUAUUAUCAGAGAUACAUGAAGGUCAUUUAGGGGUGAUCAAAAUGAAAUCAAUCGCCAGGAAUUAUGUUUAUUGGCCCGGGAUAGACCUCGAUAUUGAGAGGGUAGGACGUGAGUGCGAGGCGUGCCGGAAUGUCCGUGAUGCCCCACCGCGGUCCUCACUGCAUCCUUGGGAGUUCCCUGCGGCACCAUGGCAACGAUUACAUGCCGAUUUUGCACAAUUGAAUGGAAAGUACUAUAUUGUGGUAGUCGAUGCCAACUCAAAAUGGUUAGAUGCAACACUGUUACGUAGUACUUCAGCUAGUGACACUAUUCAAUAUUUUCGUAAUUUAUUUUCAAUAUUUGGUUUGCCUUUACAAUUGGUGACGGAUAAUGGUCCCCCAUUUCAGAGUCACGAAUUUAAUGAUUUUUGUAGAAAAAACACAAUUAGACAUUCUACUUCAUCACCAUAUAGACCACAAGGUAAUGGAGCCGCAGAAAACUCUGUAAAAACAAUAAAAAAAGCCUUAAAGAAAGCUAUUUAUGAAGGAAAAGAUUUGGCCCUAGCAUUGAGUCGAUUCCUCUUUCAAUAUAGAAACUGUGAGCAUGCUACGACUGGUGUGGCACCAGCAGUCGCUUUACUGGGACGGCGAUUACGUACUAGAUUAGAUGCGGUGCGACCUAAUACUAGUGAUAUCGUUAGACAGGCGCAAGAUAAACAAAUACUGAAUGCUGGCGGGGUAGACAGAACUUUUGAAGUGGGGGAUAGUGUGUUAGCAAGAGACUGUUCGUCGCAGGGGGACAAAUGGACCGAAGGCCGGAUAACGUCUAAAACAGGGCCAGUCUCGUAUACAGUUCAGUUAAAUACUGGAAACCCUUGUCGUAGACAUUCAGACCAAUUAUGGCCUCUAACACGUAAUAGGUUCUCAAUGUCAGGUUCAAAUAGCAACGAAAUAUCAGAUAGUACUAAUAAUCAGUCAUUUGAUAAUGAUAUUCAACAAACACAACAGAAAAGAAAUAGCUCGCACAGUCCUAUAAUAGGUGAAAAUAAGAAACGGGAAGAAAAAGGGAAUAUGUCAACCAAUGUAAAGAGUUUAGAGUUUGAGCAACAGCCACCAUUAGAUCAGGGUAGUGAUCGGGCUAGGCGCGCGCAUGAAAGAGAAUUACGCAAACAGGGGAUGGAGAUAUGA